This is a messenger RNA of Suncus etruscus (white-toothed pygmy shrew), 1026 nucleotides long. It is a transcript of the gene TFPI, whose product is annotated as tissue factor pathway inhibitor. Gene Ontology annotation, molecular function: serine-type endopeptidase inhibitor activity. The transcript is spliced from 8 exons. The record is from RefSeq and is a predicted model, not a curated record. Gene Ontology annotation, cellular component: extracellular region. Lineage: Eukaryota; Metazoa; Chordata; Mammalia; Eulipotyphla; Soricidae. Gene Ontology annotation, biological process: negative regulation of peptidase activity. Bases 115 to 1014 code for a protein of 299 amino acids.
GGGUUAAGGCACCUGCCUUCUAGGUUGCCAACUCCAAUUUGAUCCUUGUAUCACAUAUGGUGCUCUGAACAAAGCCUAGAGGAAUCCCUGAGACCAGGAUCAAAAGAGUAUACAAUGAAGAAGAAACAGAUGUUUGGGGUUUCCAUUUGUUUGCUGCUUAGCUGUGUGUCUCCUUCUCUUAAUGCUAUUCUUGAGGAAGAUGAAGAAUUAUCAGACAUUUCAGAGUCCAAGUUGCCACCACUGAAAAUUCUAAGUCCAUUUUGUGCAUUAAAAAUGGAUGAUGGCCCAUGCAAGGCGAACAUGCCGAGAUAUUUCUUCAAUAUUCUCACUCAACAAUGUGAAGAAUUUAUAUACGGAGGAUGUGGAGGAAAUCAGAAUCGAUUUGAUACUAUAGAUGAAUGUAAAGAACAAUGUACAGCAGACUUUCCAAGUGCAAAACGGGCAAAGAAAACAUUGCUCCAAGGAAAGCCAGAUUUCUGCUUUUUGGGUGAAGAUGCUGGACUCUGUCGUGGCUUUAUUCCUAGAUACUUUUAUAACCAUCAAACAAAACAUUGUGAAAAGUUUGUGUAUGGUGGGUGCCUUGGGAAUCUCAACAACUUUAAAACAAAGGAAGACUGCAAGAAUACCUGUGAGGAUUCAUUGAGUAGUUUCCCUGCUGAGGAGCAGCAGAACUAUUCCUGCACAGAGAAUAACGCCUUGGUUCCCAAGCCUACCAAAGUUUCCAGAGUUUUGGAAUAUCGUGGGCCUUCCUGGUGCCUGACCCCAGCAGACAGAGGUCUGUGUCGAGCCAAUGAAAGUAGAUUCUACUUUGAUAUCAGCACCAAAGAUUGUCUUCCAUUUAUAUACAGUGGAUGUGGAGGGAAUGAAAACAAUUUUACUUCUAAAACUGCAUGUAUUCAAAGUUGUAAAAAAGGUUUCUUCAAGAGAAAAGUUAAAGGCUUAGUUAAAACCAAAAGAAGGUCGAGGAAGAGACCAAUUAAAAUAGUAUAUAAAGAUUUAAUUAAAAAGACAUGAAAUUUAAUGUAA